GAAGCCAACCAAAGAGUCCUCGCAAAAGUUGAUGCAGCGAAACCAAAAACAGCGCCGCAGAAUUUCUGAAGCUGUGAUGCGGGAUUGUUGCCGCACUCAAUCGCAGUUUUCACUCUGAAUUUGUGGUUUCGUCCAAACUCAUACAGUCGACGCAAUUCGAGGUCGAAAUUCGGUGACGAUGAGUUUGGAAGCAGGGGAAACCGAGUUAGGGCUUCCCAGAGACUCGUGGCUAUGGACAAUGCACACAAUGCAAUGAAAUCUCGUUGGUGCUGAUCGUGGAAUUGGGAAUUAGGUUUGGCUGUGUCGUAGAUUUUGUGGAGUUGAUGGCGGUGGUGAAGCUGAUGCUGAGAUUGUAGGAUUGAUAGAAGUAGUGGACGAGGAAGCUUGGUGAUUCAGGCAUGGCCUUGCCAGUGGGAAUGGUUCACAGGAGACUCGUGUUUCAAGCUGCUGCGUGGCCUCGGCCUGCAGCGAUGGUAUUCGGUGCUGGAGGAUUGAGAAGUGUCAUCUCUGUUUGUGGUAGCUUGAGUCGGAGUGCGAAUGUGGCCAGAUUACAAUGCCGGUGCUCAGGGUCGGCACUGCGAGUGCGGGCAUUGCAUGGAGCUGUUGGCGAGGGAGAGCGUGGAGGAGGGCUUGUAUUGGGCAUCGAGACUAGCUGUGACGACACCGGUGCGGCCGUGGUCACUACAGAUGGUCGCAUUCUUGGGGAAGCACUUGCAUCGCAGGCGGACUUGCUAGUUCAGUGGGGUGGAGUUGUGCCCAACCUAGCCCAGGAUGCCCAUGCCAAGGCUAUUGAUAGGGUCGUGGCAGAAGCUCUUGCGAAAGCAAAUGUCCAAGAGGGAGACCUUUCUGCCGUGGCCGUUACCAUCGGUCCAGGAUUAAGCAUGUGUCUACGAGUGGGCGUUAGCAAGGCAAGGGAAAUAGCACGGGUUCACCGCCUGCCCAUGGUUGGUGUUCAUCACAUGGAAGCGCAUGCACUUGUUGUCAGGCUGACAGAAAAAGGAGUGGAGUUCCCUUUUGUGGUGCUCUUAGUUUCAGGAGGACACAACUUGCUUUUGCUGGCUCAAGACGUUGGUCAAUAUACACAGCUGGGCACCACAGUUGACGAUGCCAUUGGUGAGGCGUAUGACAAGACAGCGAGGCUUCUAGGGUUGGACUUAAAACGUGGAGGGGGUCCAGCUCUUGAACAGCUUGCUUUGGAAGGAGAUGCUAAUGCUUUUAACUUUUCUGUGCCUAUGCGACACCGUCAAAAUUGUAAUUUCUCAUAUGCUGGCCUCAAGAAUCAGGUCCGCAUGGCCAUCGCUUCUAAGAGCAUUAAUGCUGAAGUGCCGCUAGCAGAGGCAGACCCUGAAGACCGCCGUCUUCGAGCAGACCUGGCAGCAUCUUUUCAGAGAGUUGCUGUACUUCACCUGGAGGACAGAUGCCGCAGAGCUUUGGAGUGGGCACGGAAAAUUAAUCCUUCAGUGCAGUGUUUGGUUGUAUCAGGAGGCGUAGCUUCCAACCAAUUAGUUCGGAGCAGACUGAAUUACAUCUCUCAAGAAGUUGGGCUUCGCCUUGUAUGUCCCCCGCCUCGCCUCUGCACCGAUAAUGGAGUGAUGGUAGCGUGGGCAGGUAUUGAGCACUACAACAGGGGGAUGACACAGCCUCCUCCCCCGAUUGAUGAAACUUCUGAUUGUUGGCUUGAUUUGAGGCCACGCUGGCAGCUGGGAGAGAUUUGUGAAGAUGGUCUUACGGAUACACAUGUCCGAUCUUUGAAGAAGACGGGUACUCAUCCCUCACUAACAGCACAAGUUCGAAGUUUUGCUGAGGGUAACUGCUAGCGUCAAUCAAGUGUCUCUCUUAAUGUCACUUUUCAUAGGUUGUUCACUCUGCAACAAUGAAAGUUAGUCCAAAGACUAGGAAGAAAUGAGGAAGCUUUUCUUAUUUAAUCUCCUUAAGUGAAGUUUUGUUUACGACAAAGAAGUAUCAAUAGUAGAGUUUAGCAAAUUGAAUUGAACUCA
Messenger RNA from Physcomitrium patens, 1997 nucleotides. Its product is annotated as putative tRNA N6-adenosine threonylcarbamoyltransferase, mitochondrial. Gene Ontology annotation, biological process: tRNA threonylcarbamoyladenosine modification. Gene Ontology annotation, cellular component: mitochondrion. The record is from RefSeq and is a predicted model, not a curated record. Lineage: Eukaryota; Viridiplantae; Streptophyta; Bryopsida; Funariales; Funariaceae.